UCUUCAACUACUGAGUGUGAACAGGAGAUUGCAUUGAGCCAGAAUGUAGCUGUGUGCGGAGGACUGAGAAGGUGGGGCAGUUCUGUACCAUGCUGCCUUCCACUGGUUAAGACCUCCAAGAGCAAAGGCCUACCAAGGUAGAAGAUGUCCCUCUGUCACCUGUAGAGGGGCAGCACUGAGCUGGCCGACAUUUGUGGUGCUGCUUGUCCCUGGCUCAGACGCUUUAGAGAGGAUGAAGAGCGAAGAGCUGGCGGCGCCCAUGGAAGAGACCUGUGGGCAGGAGGAUGCGGCGGUGGCGCAAGGCGACUCUUUCCCCGGCCUGGCGCCGGCGCCUCCCGGCCGCCUGGGGGCGCCAUAUUCCGAGGCCUGGGGGUACUUCCACCUGGCCCCGGCGCGCCCCGGACAGCCGUCGGGCUACUGGGCCACCUGCCGGCUGUGCGGGGAGCAGGUGAGCCGAAGCCCGGGCUCCCGCGCGGCGGCGGCCCAGGCGCGGCGGGAGCUGCAAGCUGAGAGGGAGGCGCUGCAGGCGCGGCUGCGAGAAGUGAGCCGUCGCGAAGGCGCCUUGGUCGCGGCCCCGCUGCAGACCCCGCUCAAAGAAGAGCCCGAGGGGAAAGAGGGACGGCUACAUUGUCACUCAAGUCCCACCUGGUAGGUUUUGGCCGCUUCCCCAUCCCCACGCCGGCGCUACUCCAAGUGUGGCCCGCGGGCCCAGCGCCUUCAGCCUCACCUGGGAGCGGAGUCUCAGGCCCGCGGCCUGCGGGGGAGUUGGAAUCUCCAAUGGAGGGGCUUGAAAAGCGCUUCGGAAGCCUGAGCAGAACGCAGUCAUUCCGACCCUGCGGCCACCUAGGGAGCCUGGGAGCUCCAGCAGCCCGCUUUGCUGUUGGCGUUUAGUUGGCGUCCGUGCAGAGAGCAGUUUUCCUCCAAAUGCCUUUGGAAAUGAGAGCUCCAGCAGCCCCUCGAAUCUAAGUCAUCUGAGGGCUUGUACCUGGUGACUCUGAAAGGACAGAAGCGUCCUUACCCACCAAAGACCACCACACCAUGUGCCUGUACACCAGCCUGGACAAUCCAUGAAAAUAAGGGUAAAGCAAAAUUAAAAAAAAAAAGUUUACCCAUUUUCUAAUGAGUAAAUCUUUGAUGAGCAGCCUUUGCCCAACACCAAGUUCUGAAAAAGGGGCCACUUGUUUCCACGACUGCUCUACCCUUAUCAUCUCAGGCCGCAGCAGUACAAUCCUAAGAACCCCUGUUUACUCUUUUCCCCAGAUUACACAAUAUCAUGUGCACCUUCGUCUGUUUCACCUCAGCCACCACCUUUCCCAUUUCAGAUCCAGUGGCAGCUGUAGUCAAUGUCCCCACUUUCUGCCUCACACCUGCCUCCUUACUAGCAAAACAUGACCUCAUCCUUCACUGCUAUGAAGGGCACAUCCCUCCCACCUGAGGCAACCUCCUCUCGUGUUUACAUCUAUUCCUUUUCCACCUUCACUGGCUCUUUGCUCCAUUAGUGUCCUUCUUUUCCUCUUAUUCCCUCCCUUUCCCCACACUUCCUCAGAAAUGCCCACUUUCCCUUGUACUAAAAAGCAAGACUCCCCCAGCGGGGAAGCUCUCAACUGAACCACCAUCCAAGGAGGGUCAAGUAGUCCUUGCUGCCCAUACUUCCCAUGGUCAGCUUUCCAUGCUACACUGGACUCUUAAGAAGCCACCACAAUCUCAGUGGCUGAAUGUGAUUAUUUAUUCAACCUUCAUUUUGCUUAAUCUCUCCCUUCUUGAAAUUCUUCCUUUGGUAGGGGGACCUUGCUUUUCCUCCAGAGAAUUCCUUUUCCUGAUAUAGACUAGUUCCCAAACAAUUUUUCUUAGUUCUAUUUUUUCUCAAUUUUUUAUAGACAAAAAUUUCAAACAUCCAGAAAAAGUUAAAAAACUAGUACAAUGAAUACCCUCCACCUAGACUGAACAAUUGUUAACAUUUUACCAUAUUCACUUUUCCUUCCCUCCACCCCAUACAUAUGUGAUAUUUUAUCCCUAAGUAUUUCAGUAUGUAUCUCCUAAGAAUAAAGACAUUAUUCUACAUGA
Messenger RNA from Myotis lucifugus (little brown bat), 2064 nucleotides. It is a transcript of the gene ZBED3, whose product is annotated as zinc finger BED-type containing 3. Gene Ontology annotation, molecular function: transcription cis-regulatory region binding. Bases 233 to 652 code for a protein of 139 amino acids. Lineage: Eukaryota; Metazoa; Chordata; Mammalia; Chiroptera; Vespertilionidae. Gene Ontology annotation, biological process: regulation of transcription by RNA polymerase II. The transcript has 3 exons. The record is from RefSeq and is a predicted model, not a curated record.